AUGGCGAACCGGUGGAGUGCGGGGCUAGCCCCUGGGGCGGAGGCUUGUGCAGGGGGGCGCCAGCUGCCCACUAGCUGCUCCGCCACCUCCUCUGGCUGCAAAGCAGAGGAAGACAGUCAGAGGGUAUACGCUUGGCUGCAGCAACAUCUCACGCGCUGCAAUGGUCCAGCUCCCAGAUCCCACCACAUGAAGACUGGGGCAGCUCGGGGCCGGCGAACGGGCGCUCGGGCGACACAAAGGAACCAUGGAGAAACUUUUUCAGCCCGAGCCGACGGCGGAGCGCAGGGACAGCGCCUCGCGGCCCUCCGUCCGAGCGCGGCUCAGCAGCCCCGCGGGGGCGAGCGCCCGCCCCGGGUUCGCAGCCCCCUCUGGUGCUGUGGCGGGAGCCAUUUCCGAGAGUUUCCAAGAAGUGUCAGGUCCUCCGCAUCCUGCAUCCCCUUCGGAGCCUCCUCCCCGCCGCCGCUCCUCCGGCGCCCGCGGCGAGCCCCCGCGGCACGCCCCGCCGGCCGCAGCGCCGCCUUUGUGUGGCUGCGGCGCGCCGGGCUCCGCCGGGUGGAGUGGAGCCCGCGGCGGCGGCGGCUCGCGCGCUCGGGGCGGCCGGACUCGCGGCCGUUGCUAAGAGACCGGAGCCAUGACACAGGGAAAUUGCCGCAGGAUGGCAGUCGGUACCCAGCCGCCGCCGCCGCCGCCCGGGCGCCCCCGCCCCGCCCCGCCCCGCCCGCCGCUCCCCCCGCUGCCUCCGCCGCCGGCCGCGCGUCCCUUCGGAAGAGCCGCUGCCCCGAGGCCGCGGAGGCGCGAGGGCGGCGGAGGGGGCGCCCCGGGACCGUCGCCCGCCCUCGCAGGGCGCUUUGUUCUUUCUCUCCAACUACCUGUCUGAGCGGCGGGCCGGAGGGGGCCCGGAGGCAGGGCCGCCCCCGGAGGGGCUCCGCGUCCGCCUCGGGGGGGCGCUCUCGGCGCGAGGGCGAGGGCCCGUCCCCCUCCCCUCCUUCUCCUCUCUCCUCUUUUGUUGCCUCUACUCUUGGACUCCGCGCCGCCCUUGCUGUUCCCCCUCCCCCUUGGGAGUGUGCAGGGUGGACGCACAGCGAGCACCGUGAGCUGGCCCCCGGCGACCCCGGGCCCCGCCGAGCGCGGUCGCCCCCGCCGAGGGCGCCCCGCGGACCCGGGGGCCGCGCUCCCAGGUCCCCGCGCUUCGGCCUGCGCGGGACCGCGGCGCCUCCCGGACGCGCGGCUGGGACUUAGCGGAGAUGGGAAUCGGCGCCGGGCUUCUCCUUGGGCAGCCCCUCGUGCUCCUACGCUGUGCGCUCACAGUAUCAGAGGAAAUCAGACAGAUCCCAGCUGUUUCCAGUCGAGUUCUUUAUCCCUCUGCAAUAAUAUAGUAUCAACACAUUCCCAGGGGUUCCCAGAGUUAUUUUUAAAGGAACAGUAAUGCUCUCAGCCCUUCUGGAGUUAUUUUCCUUCUCAUUUCACUGGCCGUUUCGGUUUGGGUGAUUUCGGGGAUUGUAGGGCACCCCUUUCACCUGCUAAGGACUGAAGGGCCAAGGCUACCUCAUCAUCAUCAUUCACUGGCAUCUGGAGACCGCGGGGCUCAGCACAGCGUUCGGAGCCUUUCCUAGCAGAAGAGGAAUGAAGGCCUGGGGGAAAAGAAGAGGAGACGGAUUAGCUCAGAUUAACUGGACAUCCUGUGGUUUAUCUGCCUCCCGACUGCAGCAUACCUUGGUAGCCUCACAAUUUCUUCGUGGCACACGUAAAGGAUAAAAGAGCCUGACAGAACAGAAAAUAGGAAAUGCAAUAGUGGAUCGAAGCCUCAUUGGAUUUCUUUUGGAACAGAAUAGGCACUACGGAUAGGUGACUUGUCCUACUGAGAACUGGUAGGAACUCAUAUGUCUGAUCUCCUUUGAAAAUUAAUUGUGAUGCGAGCUCCUGUGAGCACCUGGCAGGGAAGAAAAAACGGAGACAAGGAACUAGUUUUCCAAAGUAAAGAAACAUAAGAUUCCAAGAUUAGCGUUUGGUGACUGAUCUCGGAUUCAUUCAAGAAGUCUUUUCAUAAGCACCUCUUGUGUACCCAGCUCUUUGAUUCUUGCAUUUAUGCACUCAAAAAAAAUUUGUUUGGCUCCUACUAAGUUACAGUGAG
Molecule: messenger RNA, 2131 nt
Organism: Equus quagga
Lineage: Eukaryota; Metazoa; Chordata; Mammalia; Perissodactyla; Equidae
Product: translation initiation factor IF-2-like
Exons: 5
Coding region: 1-1239 (412 amino acids)
Source: RefSeq, a predicted model, not a curated record